AUGUCCACCCACAAGCCUAAAUUCCCCAACGCAGACCCAACCACAGAAGACGACAAGCCCGACACGCUGCACCGCGAAUUCACCAUCGAUGAAGAGAACAACAAGAAGCUGGCCCGCGACGAGGCCGGCGUCCUCUCCCGCGCCGGCGGGGACUACUCGGGCGCUCAGAAGAAAACCGACCCCGUGGAGAUCAGCCUGGUGCGGAAACUCGAUAUCUGGAUCAUGCCGACGCUGUGGGUCAUGUACUGGUUGAACUAUCUCGACCGGAACGCGAUUGCCCUGGCGCGGUUGAAUGAUCUGGAAGAGGACCUGGGGCUGUCGUCGUCGCAGUAUCAGACUUGCGUGUCGAUUUUGUUCGUGGGGUAUUUGUUGGGGCAGGUGCCGAGUAAUAUGAUCCUCACUCGGGUGCGGCCAUCCCUCUACAUGGCCGGCUUCAUGGCCCUCUGGGCCGUCGUGAGUGCCUUGACCGCGUUAGCAAAAGACUUCAAAGGCCUACUUCUCGUGCGAUUCUUCCUCGGAGUAUCCGAGGCCCCCUACUACCCCGGCGCUCUCUACAUGCUGUCCAUCUUCUACACGCGCAAAGAAAUCGCCACACGCAUCUCCAUCCUCUACACCGGCAACAUCCUCGCCACCGCCUUCGCCGGCCUCAUCGCCGCCGGCAUCUUUCACGGCAUGGACGACCUCGCCGGCAUCACUGGCUGGCAAUGGCUCUUCAUCCUCCAGGGUGCCGUGACCUUCGUGGUGGCCGUGUUCUCCAUCUUCACCCUCCCCGACGACCCGCUGAAGACGCGGUGGUUGACGCCCGAAGAGCGCGAGCUCGCGCACGCCCGCAUCCUCGCCGACACUGUCGGCGCCCGCGUCCAGUCCAGCACCUUUGCGGGAUUGAAAGAGGCGGCGAGGGACCCGCGGCUCUGGCUCUUCGCGUUCAUGCAGCAUAUGCAUCUUGCGGCGAACGGGUUUAAGAAUUUCUUCCCCACGGCGGUCGAGACGUUGGGCUUUAACACGACCAUUACGCUCGUGUUGACGUGUCCACCGUAUUUGAUUGCUGGGUUGAUUUCGGUGGGCUGGUCGUGGAGUUCAGGCAAGUAUAAUGAGCGCACCUGGCAUAUUACGGUGGCCAAGGCGAUUGCGAUCUUCGGGUUUGUGCUGGGCUGCGCGACGCUGAAUACCGGGGCGAGGUAUUUCGCGAUGGUCGUGUUUGCGAUUGGCACGUAUGCGGUGAAUAGUAUUGUGCUGGGGUGGGUGUCGAGUACGUGUGGGCAGACGAAGGAGAAGAAGGCGUCGGCGCUGGCGAUUGUGAAUACGACUGCGAAUGUGUCGUUUAUUUGGACGCCGGUGAGUUGA
Molecule: messenger RNA, 1344 nt
Organism: Aspergillus steynii IBT 23096
Lineage: Eukaryota; Fungi; Ascomycota; Eurotiomycetes; Eurotiales; Aspergillaceae
Product: MFS transporter
Exons: 3
Coding region: 1-1344 (447 amino acids)
Biological process (GO): transmembrane transport
Cellular component (GO): membrane
Molecular function (GO): transmembrane transporter activity
Source: RefSeq, a predicted model, not a curated record